Phytophthora nicotianae INRA-310 is the source of this 207-nucleotide messenger RNA. RefSeq lists its product as hypothetical. The transcript has a single exon. The record is from RefSeq and is a predicted model, not a curated record. Lineage: Eukaryota; Oomycota; Peronosporomycetes; Peronosporales; Peronosporaceae. Bases 1 to 207 code for a protein of 68 amino acids.
AUGCCGAAGGGAAAAGACAGCUACUACGCAGUCGCUAACGGUCGCCAGCCCGGCGUCUAUAAGUCCUGGGACUCGGCCAAGGCGCAGACGAACGGCUACUCUUACAACCAGCACCAGCGGUUCGACACGCAGGCCGAGGCCAACGCCUACAUGGCUGGCUACAACGGUGGCACGGGCAAGGCCGGAAACCCGCCGCUUCGUGAGUGA